AUGACUAAGAAGCGAAAGCUCGAAGCUCAACCCAGCUCGGCUUCCGAACCUUCACAGAACCCAAACGAGGAGGAGCAGAUUGCAAUCAACAAUCUCCUUAAACAGGAAGAAGUCGAAUACGAAGAAGUAGAGGAAGAGCACGAAGAAGUCGAAGACGACGAAGAAAAUGAGAAUCGUAUCGUGACGACGACGAAUACGAAUACGACGACGUCUGGAUCUGGUGGUGGAUCUGGUGGUGAUGAUGACGAUGAUGAGCCGAUUCAAGAUCUGUUGGAGCCGUUUUCGAAGGAACAGCUUGUGACUCUCCUCAAAGAAGCGGCGGAGAAGCAUCAAGACGUAGCGAAUCGAAUCCGCGAAGUGGCCGACGAGGAUCCGGUUCACAGGAAGAUCUUCGUCCACGGACUUGGUUGGGACACCAAAACCGAAACCCUAAUCGAAGCUUUUAAGCAAUUCGGAGAGAUUGAGGAUUGUAAAGCCGUGUUUGAUAAAGUCUCUGGUAAAUCUAAAGGGUACGGUUUUAUAUUGUUUAAAUCCAGGUCUGGCGCGCGUAGCGCGUUGAAACAGCCUCAGAAGAAGAUUGGGAGUCGUAUGACUGCGUGUCAGUUAGCUUCUAAAGGACCCGUCUUUGGAGGAAUCAACAGCAGCAACCCGGCCGCGGCCUCGGCCUCCUCGGUUGUUGCUCCUGUGCAGAGCUCUGAGUUCACGCAGAAGAAGAUUUAUGUGAGUAACGUUGGAGCGGAGCUUGAUCCGCAGAAGCUGUUGGCGUUUUUCUCCAAGUUUGGGGAGAUUGAGGAAGGUCCUUUGGGUCUUGAUAAGUACACGGGGAGGCCUAAAGGGUUUUGCUUGUUUGUGUAUAAGUCUGCUGAGAGUGCUAAGAGGGCUUUGGAGGAGCCGCAUAAGAGCUUUGAUGGGCAUGUGUUGCAUUGUCAGAAGGCUAUUGAUGGGCCUAAACCUGGGAAGCAGCAGCAGCAACAGUUUGGUAACAAUCCUCGUUUUCAGAGGAAUGAUAACAACGGUGGUGGUUACGGGACUCCUGCUGGUCAUGGACAUCUUAUGGCUGGUGGUCAAGGUGGGAUGGGUACUCCGGUUCAAGGGAUGAAUCCUGCUCUUGGACAGGCGUUGACGGCUUUGAUAGCGUCGCAGGGAGGUUUGGCGUUUAAUCCAGCUAUUGGUCAGGCUUUGUUGGGUUCGCUUGGGACAGGUGGAGGUGUUAAUCCAGGGGGUGGAGUUGGAAUGCCGACUGGUUAUGGUACUCAAGGUAUGACACCUGGGAGUAUUCCUGGGUACGGUGCGCAACCUGGGUUGCAAGGUGGGUAUCAGACCCCGCCGCCUGGUCAGGGAGGUGCAGGAAGAGGGCAACAUGGUGUUGGGCAUUAUCCAUACAUGGGCCAGUAG
Messenger RNA from Eruca vesicaria subsp. sativa (arugula), 1395 nucleotides. NCBI's taxonomy places the organism in Eukaryota, Viridiplantae, Streptophyta, Magnoliopsida, Brassicales, Brassicaceae. The record is from the annotation of a GenBank genome assembly.